AGGGUCCGCCUGAUUAUCCCAAUUUCCACGAGAGGUUUUACGAAAAUCAGUUUGCGUGGUGCCCAAUUCAGUUUGAAAUGGAUAUGGGAACUUCAUAUAGGAACUUCAACGACAUCAUCAGCCCCUUCUUGAGGAAAGAACCGAUCCAGCCAUACCGCGAUGGUAAGGGUCCUAGAGUGAACACGGCGACGUUGUACUCCAUUGAAGUGCCGGAGGAACUCGUCGGGCUCAAGCUGCAGAAUAAAAUGGCAUCAGCCAAGAUCGAGCGUGGAGACGAAAAAACGAACAGUGGUACCAAUAGAGGAAAGAUACCGAUUUGCUUUGAAACAAUUCAAACAAUCAAAGCACGAGCACUUCGAGAACGAGAAACGGAUGUUUAUAAAUCUCGCAAACAGGGAUGGCCUGAUCCAGUACAUUGGAUGGUUCGAAAGCUACGAGCUGGAUAAUGAUAGAGGGCGGGAACUUUACUCCAACAUCGUGUUGGAACUUGCCGACUUCGACUUUUACGAAGCGAUUCGAACAAUAUCCCCCCCAAUAUCAGCCAAAGAGAUAUUGGCAUUCUGGAAGACCAUGGCGGAGAUAUCGGGAACCUUGGCCUCUAUUCACACGGUUACUAUCGGUAGCCAUCAGUAUUUGACAUGGCACGGCGACAUUAAGCCCGAGAAUAUCCUUCGCGUCAACGAUAGAUUCAAACUGGCGGACCCAGGAGAAGCUAGCAUGCGGCUGAAAUCUACCGGAACAACGGGAGACCAGAGAACAAGAGCAACAGGGGGGACACGGACUUAUGCCGACCCUGAGAAGGCCGCCUACCUGGACGGUCGGGGCUCUAAGAAGCCAGAAGUUCCGCAGACAAGCGACGUGUGGUCUCUCGGAUGCGUGCUUUCGAUCGCGGCAACAUAUGUUGUUCUGGGGACUCAGGGCGUUCUCAUCUUCAACAAACUUCGCCAAGAAGCCAUUUUCGGAAUUUCAGAAGACUCGAGUGACGCAUUUCACGAUGGGAAAGCUGUACUUGAGGAGGUCCGGCACUGGCACGACUACUUGCGCGAAGCCGCGAGAGGAAAUGACGUCUACACGUCGGCCGUUCUGGACAUGGUUGACGAGCAUAUGCUCGUCGAAAAAGACAGGUGGUCUGCGGGAACGAUUUGUCAACGGUUUGAAGAGCUGUUCAAAUCCACCCAAUCCGGCGUGUCCAGAGUACCCCAAAGCCUGCACGACUUAUUGCAGAGGAUCGACCUCCAGUCCGAACAAGACUAUCUUCAUUCGGGUAUCACGAAGGUGAAUCCGGGCGACGUGACCAAGCACAAACUCCGGGCGACGAAACUACCGUCUGCCGAGGUGGAGUUCGAGAGUCGAGAAAAGCUCCUGGAACAACCCAUUCAACCAGUGGCUCAGCGCUCACUUCACUCGCGGAAUUCAGCGACCAUCUCCCACCCAAUCGCACAAAGCUCUGUUGCACGGGAUCCUCGUAUAGCACCAUCCAACGAGCCGAAAACAUCCCAAACUUCGACUCAGUCAGCGUAUCCUGACUGGCACACUACGCAUCGCAGCCCCAUCACCGUUUGGCAGGUAAGAACAGCGCUCGACAAGAAAGGGAAGGGGUUCAAACCAAGCAUGGGAAGCUUCAGCUCCCUCAUCAGCAAGCAGCCUCGUACAGUAAAGGGCAAGGAUAUAUCGGACAACUUGGAGCAAUUGGAUCGGCGCCUCGAGACAGAAUUCAAGAAUCGCGAUAUAGUAUAUCUCGUCGACAAUGGCACAACCAUGGUUCCUCAUUGGGCACAGGUGACUUACCUCUUAGAGGUCCUUGUUUGGCGAUCUCUGGGGUAUGAUGACAAUGGGAUGGAGCUCUACUUUACGAAUCCAGACACCAAUCCGAAGGCAACGAUUGGGGGUUCACAGCAACUCAAACACUUCAGAAGGGCCAUGGAAUUGGCAAAUCCAGCUGUUGCCAAGUCCCCAGCAGAAGUAGUCGAAACUACUAUUGUGCCAGAGCUCACACGCAUCAUCAACAGCUACACGCGAGCGAAGACUUCCAAGUCUCCGCCACGCAAGAAGACCAUCAUCAUUCUAACAGAUGGCAUCUGGAAAGGCAUGAGGAUGGAACACACCAUUGACGUCUAUCUAAAAUCAACUUUUAAUGAGCUGAAGGACUUGCAUGGGGACUUGUCCUACAUACCACCAGGGAAGUCCCAUGAGCAAGUGGACAUAUCCAAGAUCCGCCCAGUCACUAUACAGUUUGUUCGGUUCGGAUACGACCAAAACGCCAUCGAGAGACUCCGACGUUUGGACGACGACAUGAGAUACUACGGCUGCCCUGAUUUGAUAGACACGGAGCCUGCGGGUGGUGACAUCUAUAAGAUGUUCCUAGGAAGCUUGUGCCAGGACAUAGACGGGCAUCCCGGUAUCGAACGGCAGUCUAGCUACACUAGUCAGCAGAGUAGCCUCCCUCCCCAGAGUAAUCCGCAAUCACCCCUGGAUUAUGGCCCAGCAGGUGCCCCUCGGACUCCAACGCGAGCAUCACAUCGAGCCAGCCAAGCUUCACCUGUUCACGAUCAGCCGUCGCCCUCUACCAUGCCGCAUCAUGAACUCCCUGCAUCGCCAGGAGACCCAAACAGCCCGUAUUUUCAUAUCCCCGUUCAGAGAUCGUCCACAAUCAAGGUGACGAAUCCGACCUCAUCACACACUUCUAUGCCAUCGGAUCACACAGGCUCCAUAUGGCCGCCGUACUCCCAUGAAGACACAGAGCAUGGGCAGUCUCCUGUCACGCCAAUGUCACCCAGCUCAUCCUCACCACCCAUUGCACCAUCCCAGUCAACUCGACAACGGCCUUAUGGAUAUAAGCCACACUAGUACUAAAGCCUAGAACUUGUGUGUGAUGGGCCAAUUGAGGUUGGAGUUGAUGUCCGAAUCUGGUACAUAAAUGUCAUUGACGACCUGAUAUAUUGGCGCUUGGAGAACCAGUUGCUUUUUGAUGAUUUCCAAGCGACAUACAUGUACAAGCAACGCACGCGCUCCUCUGCGAGGAUCUGAUACCAAAUGACUUGGAGCACUUGCAGAGUUGCAAUCCUU
Messenger RNA from Colletotrichum navitas, 3066 nucleotides. RefSeq lists its product as uncharacterized. NCBI's taxonomy places the organism in Eukaryota, Fungi, Ascomycota, Sordariomycetes, Glomerellales, Glomerellaceae. Gene Ontology annotation, molecular function: protein kinase activity; ATP binding. The record is from RefSeq and is a predicted model, not a curated record. Gene Ontology annotation, biological process: signal transduction; protein phosphorylation. Bases 373 to 2847 code for a protein of 824 amino acids. The transcript has 6 exons.